GUUAUCAAUGAAAAAAUAAACGAUAUCCCCUGAAAAAUAUCUUACGUGUAAAUAAGUUGAGUAAUCAAUUUGCUUGUUAAUCCUCCCUCUUUCAAACAUUGAGAAUUGACUAUUGUGUUUGUGAGUGCUUGCUUGCUGCUUACAAGCCACAAGGUGGACACCCCAUUUUCAACCAAGACCCUAUGAAAUGAAUUGGUAACCCGUCCUUCUCUAUUUAGGUGAGCCCUAAGAUAAUAAUCAAAGACUUCACCACAACAAAAUUUCCAACAAGAGGAGAACGAAAAAAGAAGGGAAUAAUUCUUCCAUCUUUCUUCUGUUUUACUCUAUUUAUUCAUCUUUACUGACGUAGAUAUGCAAAAUCGUUCGUUGCACUUGCACCUGCCAUCCCCCUGUUUAUUUUAACUGCGCCUGGUUAAAAAGGGAGGUAGAGUCGGUGGGUUCAUAGAGAGAGGAGAGAGAGAAGGGAGAGGGCAAGAUCUUGGGUUGUUGCUGAAGCUCGUCUCUUCUGCAGCAAUGGCUUCUAAACUUGUGCUGGUCAUCGUUUUCAUCCUUGAUCUCAUUGCCUUCGGCCUUGCUGUAGCUGCAGAACAGAGGCGAACCACUGCUAAAAUUACAGCAGAUCAAGAGAAGGACUACAACUACUGUGUAUAUGACUCUGACAUCUCAACCGGUUUUGGCGUGGGAGCAUUCUUGUUCCUUUUGGCCAGCCAGGUCAUUAUAAUGGUAGCAAGCAAAUGCUUCUGCUGCGGAAGGGCCAUGAACCCUAGUGGCUCCAGGGCUUGUGCAGUCAUGCUCUUCCUAAUCUGCUGGUUGUUCUUCCUUGUGGCGGAGGCCUGCUUGCUGGCGGGUUCGGUGAGGAAUGCCUACCACACCAAGUACAGGAACAAUAGGGCAAUCUUUGGUGCCGACCCUCCGACUUGCCAGACCCUGAGGAAGGGAGUUUUUGCAGCUGGAGCAGCUUUCACUCUCUUUACAGCCAUCGUCUCCGAGUUCUACUACGUUUCCUACUCCAAGGCGAGAGGUGGUGGCUCCAACCAGUAUGGCAGAGAAACUGGAGUUGGGAUGGGAACCUACAAAUGAGUUUAGCUGCUGCAAUGUUGGGAUUUGCUUAAAACCCUUCCCCUGAUACCUUAAAUAUAUGAUGUUCACGUAUGACUCUGCUCUGCUAUAUGGGCUUUCAGAUUGCAUUGAUGUGUUGAUUUAGUUGUUGGUAGGUUGUCCAUUCUAAGUCUUAUUCAUGGUUUGUUUCUCCUCCACUACUGUGAUUUGCAAAAUCCUUUUUGUGCUCUGUAUUGCAAAGAACUGAUGACUACUAUUCAGCAACGCCUUUCUUUCUAUAUCAAGUGGUUUCUCGCCAGGGUGCUGGUGGGUAAAGCUGCAAAUAUGACUAGCAACUGAUGUUUCACCAACUUAUGUUGGGCUGUUUCACCUUCGAAAUCACACUGCUGGAAUGGGACUCAUGAAUUGAACACAAAGGAUGAAACUUAGGGGGAUUUAUGCAGAAAGACUGAAAGACAAAGUUUGGGCAUUUAGAGCAAAGGAAAAGAUAAACAAAUAGAAAUUGGAUCAAAAUUAGUACACCACCAUCAUCCAGUCUAGCCCACUACAAAGAGAAAUCAGAUCAUGGCGUCCACGAUGCUGUUCACGGCGGUGUUUGUUCUGGAUUUCGUAGCUUUCCUGCUUGCUCUCGCUGCAGAGCAGACCCGAAGUACCGUAAGCGCCGCCGCCUCCUCCCUUCUUCAAUCGUCUUCAUCCCCAAACUCUCUUGACUCUUUCUCGCUUUCCUUAAAACUCCUUUCAGACAAUUUCAGGCUAAGGUUGUGAUUGACAGCAAGUACGACUACUACUACUGCUUCUACGAUUCCAACAUCGGCAACGAUCUUGGGAGCUGCCGCCUUCGGCCUGCUACUCGCCGGUCAGUUCCUCACCUGCUUCUUCCUCAACAGAAACGCUUCCAACAAACACCGCCGCCGUGCAGUCCUUUCCGCCGCGAUCUGCUGGUGAGUUGUGAAAAAUUGGGAUGUUUUUUUGAUGAUUAAUUCAUCCAUAAACUAAUGGAAGCAAAGCUGGAGACCAUAAUGAAAGCCGCUCCACCCUGAAAAACCCCAAAUCUCAGGGUCUCACAACGAGCAUCUUCCGUGAAUAUGAACCUGUAAUCGGUCCGCUGCGCAUUCUUCACCGAACGCAGGACUGCAUUUCUGGGAGCAGAGGCUUGUUUGCUGGUGGGUUCGGUGAAGAAUGCGCAGCGGACCGAUUACAGGUUCAUAUUCACGGAAGAUGCUCGUUGUGAGACCCUGAGAUUUGGGGUUUUUCAGGGUGGAGCGGCUUUCAUUAUGGUCUCCAGCUUUGCUUCCAAGUUGAAUACCUGCUGGUCGGAGUUGGAGGAGGAGGAAGGCGCCGGAGCCGGCGGCGAUUUGGGAGCCUAUACUCCGAUCUGAGUUUUGUUUCUGUACACUGCGUUUUAUGUGUAAUCGUCCAGCUGUAACGUAUGAAUUAGUGAUGAAGUGCACGUUCCCCUUCCCUCUCGAGUUGGAUUAAGAAAUUCUUGAAUUGAUU
This is a messenger RNA of Linum trigynum, 2556 nucleotides long. The record is from the annotation of a GenBank genome assembly. Lineage: Eukaryota; Viridiplantae; Streptophyta; Magnoliopsida; Malpighiales; Linaceae.